Lycium barbarum (goji berry) is the source of this 1585-nucleotide messenger RNA. Its product is annotated as phospholipase A1-IIgamma-like. Bases 132 to 1316 code for a protein of 394 amino acids. The record is from RefSeq and is a predicted model, not a curated record. NCBI's taxonomy places the organism in Eukaryota, Viridiplantae, Streptophyta, Magnoliopsida, Solanales, Solanaceae. Gene Ontology annotation, molecular function: glycerophospholipid phospholipase A1 activity. Gene Ontology annotation, biological process: lipid metabolic process. The transcript has 2 exons.
UAGAAUCGUUUCAUCAUAAGCUAAAUACAUGAAAUCACUUCACUAUAUUGGCAUUUGGAGAUGGCAAAUGAAGAACAAAGCGUAGCAAAAUAAGAAACAAACAAUACAUAAAAGGAAAAGAGAGGAGUGACAUGGCUAGCAUGGCUGAGAAAUGGGAGGAGCUUAGUGGGAAAAACAAUUGGGAAGGGUUGUUAAACCCCUUAGAUCUUGAUCUUCGUAAAUAUAUCAUUCAAUAUGGAGAAUUGGCUCAAGCAACUUAUGACACUUUCAUUACAGAAACAAAGUCAAAAAAUGCAGGAGCUAGCAGAUACUCGAUGGAGAACCUUUUUACUAAGGGUGGGCUUGACCCACUAAAGUAUCGUGUAACCAAAUUCUUCUAUGCUACUGCAUCGAUCCCACUUCCUGGUGGUAUCCUUGUAAGAUCAUUGUCAAGGGAAGCAUGGAGUAAGGAAUCAAAUUUUAUGGGAUACAUUGCUGUGGCCACUGAUGAGGGAAAAGUUGCAUUGGGAAGGAGGGAUAUUGUGAUUAACUGGAGAGGAACAAUACAAAAUUUGGAGUGGGUGAAUGAUCUUCAAUUUUUACUUAUCCCAGGACCCAAAGUUUUUGGUGAUGAGGGUUUGCUUCAACCUUUGGUGCAUCAUGGCUUCUAUAACAUUUAUACAACAUCAAGUACACGAUCGCAGUUUAAUCAAACUAGUGCAAGGGACCAGGUGAUUGAAGAAGUGAAACGAUUGGUUGAGGAAUAUAAGCAUGAAGAGGUUAGUAUAACAGUGACUGGUCAUAGCUUAGGUGCAUCACUUGCAACUCUAAAUGCAGUUGACAUAGCUUAUAAUGGUAUCAACAAGUCAAGCAAUGGCAAGGAGUUUCUUGUAACAGCUUUUCCAUUUGCAAGUCCUAAAGUUGGGGAUCUCAAUUUUCAAAAGGCAUUUUCAAAACUGAAAAGUCUUUGUGUUUUGAGAAUUCAUAACUUAUUGGAUAUUGUUCCGAAAUACCCACCCAUUGGCUAUUUUGACGUUGGGGAGGAACUAUUAAUUGACACCACAAAAUCUCCCUAUGUGAAGCCUCCUGGAGAACCUGUGAGCUGGCAUUUGUUGGAACCAUAUCUGCAUGGUGUUGCUGGCACUCAAGGUUUAGGACCAUUAGCAAGUUUUAAAUUAGAGGUGAAUCGCGAUAUUUCACUAGUCAACAAACAGUGGAAUAUACUGAAAGAUGAAUAUUGCAUUCCUGGGCUUUGGUGGGUCGAGAAGAACAAAGGGAUGGUUCAACAAGAAGAUGGAUCUUGGCUUCUCUUGGAUCGCAACGAGUAUGACUUUUGAGAGAGCUAGAAUGCUAGAGUUCCGAAUGCGGUUUUAUUUCCUUUCACGUAAUGUUUGAAUAAAGGUUUUCGUUAGCUUGGGAAAACCAGUCAUAUAUUAUAUAUGUGCAUUAGGGUUUAAAAUUUGUACACAAUCGAUGUACAAAAUUUUAUACACUUACGUUGCACAAAACUCUAUGUAUUAUAGUUCCUCUUUAUCACAGAGGAUAAACUUGCAUGUCGAUCUAUUGCUUUUACUCAACGCUUAAGAUAUCUGGCCAUUAACUUGAA